Pyrus x bretschneideri (Chinese white pear) is the source of this 396-nucleotide messenger RNA. RefSeq names its product ubiquitin-related modifier 1 homolog 2-like. Gene Ontology annotation, molecular function: protein tag activity. Gene Ontology annotation, cellular component: nucleus; cytoplasm. The coding region runs from base 1 to 396 and encodes 131 amino acids. NCBI's taxonomy places the organism in Eukaryota, Viridiplantae, Streptophyta, Magnoliopsida, Rosales, Rosaceae. The transcript is spliced from 5 exons. Gene Ontology annotation, biological process: tRNA thio-modification; protein urmylation. The record is from RefSeq and is a predicted model, not a curated record.
AUGAAAAAGAAAUUUCGUCCCUACUCAGUGUUUGUAAUUCUACGGACGUCUGCUUCACCAGGAUUCAACGAUCAAGUCAGAAUUCCAGCAUCGGAAAACUUGACUUUUGGCGAAUUUCCUGGAGGUUUAGAGCUUCUAUGCAACUCUGUAAAGAUUCAUAAUGUCAACGUUGAAAUGCAAAACGGAGCAGAAAAGCUAACCAUGAAGGAUUUGCUCUCCUGGAUCCGUACCCAUUUGAUCAAGGAGAGGCCUGAAAUGUUUAUGAAAGGGGAUACUGUGAGACCCGGUGUUCUAGCCCUUGUGAACGAUUGCGAUUGGGAGCUGAGCGGGCAACUUGAUACAACGCUAGAGGAGAAGGAUGUGGUUGUUUUCAUUUCAACCUUGCACAGUGAAUAG